AUAACAAGGAACGUUGCUAUAAUAAUUCAAUUGUAUCACGUGAUGUGUUUACAUCCCGCCCAGUCGCCCACCGCAAGCAGUAACAACUAUAACUUUUAUAACAAACAAGGCGACGACAACAAUAGAUACUGUUUCAACAUGGCCAGCUUUGGCGCCAUUUCUAUUUUGUAUGGAAGAACUUUAAAUAUUGGUGAUCUUGGCGAAGUUAUUGCAUUACUAGAGAGGCAUAAUUACAGCAAAGCAUCGUAUAAUCGACUUGGCCUACGUCUUAAAAUAUCUCAAAAUACACUAGAGAAAAUAAAGAAAGAUUAUGGAGAAGUAGAUCGUUGUUUUACAGAGUGUUUGGCUAGCUGGUUGCGUAAAGCUGAUAGCGUGAAGAAUCCAACAAUAGGUACACUGAUAGCUGCCCUUAGAGGAAUAAGAGAGAAUGCUGUAGCUGAUGGUAUUGAUAGAGAAAGACAAAACAGAUUAUCAGUCACACCCCUAAUAUUGCAUUCCAGUGUAGACCUACAGAUUGAUGAACCCAUAGAAAAGCCUGCAAAAAAAAUGAAAGUUGAUACAAGUUCUUCAUUUAUGCAGUCAAAGACUGCAUCAAUUAAAAAAGCCAUUCCUACCACAAGUACUACUGUGGUACAUGCAUGUGACAAAGAUAUAGCUAUUGCUACAAGAUCUCAUGUGACACCUGGAUUUGAGACUAAAGUAUGUGAGGUUAAUAUGGCUGAGUGCAAUGAAAGUAAAGAAGCUACUCUUUUUAAAAGAUAUUCAUCAGAUUUCAAGAGAGCAAUGAUAAAUCCUGUUGAAGUAGCUGGUGUUCUUUACUCCAAUAGUAUUAUAGAUGAGACUACUCGUAAUAGGAUUACUCAGCGUCAUCAUGGUUCUGACUUGGUAGAUGCUGUUGAAGCUUACGUAAUUAGUCUACCAAAGAAAAGCAAAAGGCUUGUACAAAAGUUUGAAGGAGUUUUAAAUAUCUUAAAGCAGUACAUUCCUUUAAAUUCUAUUGUAGAAUCUCUUGAGAUUGAUUAUUAUGGCAGAAAAGCUGUAGUUCAAACAAGUGAUCCUCAGUAUCAUCAUAAAGAUAAAAGUGGUAAUUUGCUUUCAUCAGAGCUAAUGAAGCAUAGCAUGCCUCCAAGUGACAAGAAAGGAAAACAUCGCACUGAAUCUAUUUUAGAAGGUGGUCUACCAGAUUCACUACAACAAAAUGUUGAGGCUUCUGAAGUACAUUCACAGCCACAGGAUAUUAAAACAUCUACUCCUUCAGCAAAAAGUUCCAUGAAAGACACCAUUGAUAAGUGUGAUGUUGAUUAUUCAUCUGAUCCUCAUAUAAAGCAGUUGGAAAAUGCUCUUCAAGUUUAUGCAUCUGAUCUCAGUGAUUCUGGGCUUGAUACUCAAGCAACUCUUGAUCGCAUCAAAGCACGCAUUGAAAGUCAUAUCAAAAAGAAAUUGGAAGACGGUUUAUCUAAGGACACAUUGACCAAGCAAUUACAUGACCUUACAAUGAAUGCUCUCAUUCCAAUGGAUAUCAAUGACUGGUGCUAUGAUAGACUGGAUGAGCUUUACAAAGAGCACGAUGAAAAGAUGUCCAACUCAAAGGAUUCGUUUAAUUUAUCUAGUGAUGAUCUUUGUGAAGAAGUGCCACCAAUUUUUUCUGCUGAUGUGGUUUACCAUGCUAGUCUUUGUAAUUUAGUUAUUUCUGAAGCUAGCAAUUUUUUAAGUAUGAAAGUCCACUUGUCACAGUUUGGUCAUUCUUUCAACGAAGCAUCUCUAUCUAUUGAUAAGAAUAUUUUAAUUGCUCUUCAAGAAAAUAUUAUCUACAUUGCAUUUAGAGGUAUUGUGGAUUUUCCAUUACGUUAUUUUUGUGAGUUGUUGCAUAUGAACAAAAGAGUAGUAUUUACAGGAUUUUUACAUGGAAUUCUGCCAGCUGUGUCAUUUUUAGUACAGCUUUGGAAUUUACCUUACUUCAGUGCUAAGAUUUUAGUUCAAAAUGUUACCUGCAUUUUAUUUGGAUUGCAGGGCUUAGAAAGUCACAUUUUUGCACAUCUUGAAAAUGGAGUUCAUGAUUCCCCAGAUAUUUUAAAAUCAUUUCAUUUAUUUUUAUUACACAAUGAGUUGAAGACAUCAUUCUAUGGAGAAAGAUUUUAUCAUCUUGAGAAAUAUAAGGAAAUAGUGUACUUGAUUCAGCAAACACACAAUGGAUUGAAAUAUAUUAAAGCACCAAGUUUAGAAACCUUAAGAUAUAUUCCAUUUGGUAUAGCUCCAAAGCCUGAAUUAUUUGACAUGCAAGUGUAUCACCAACAUGUGCUUCGGGGCUAUCUUGAUAAAGAGCAGUACUGCAUUCCAUCCCGUAAAUCAUUAGCUGGCUCUGUCAAAUCACUGAUGCCAUCCAUUUUGAAAAUUGAACUUUAUCAACACAAGCAUCCAGGUGGAAAUGAGCUAUCAAUUGUAAUCAAUGGUGAUAAUCUUUGGUUCUGUUCUGAUAUUGAAGUUAAUUUUUCUAAUUUUCAUGUUAAAAUUAAAACAUCUGUUGAGAGCCUUGCUCAGAAACAGAUAUGUUAUAAUCAGCUUCUUGAUCGUGACAGGUUUUUACCUGUAGAUAGAAACAAGAAUUGUCUAAUCAAAGUCCAUAGCAGAUUUUCAAAUCCUCUCAAAAGUGAUGUUCCAAUAAUUUACAAUGAGCCAGAUUUAAUUUCAUUUCGUCCAAGUCAACUUGCCAAGCAGACACCAAGCCAGAUCAUACAAUUAUCAUUCCUCAGUGCUCUACUUGAGCAAUCUCCUUCUGUUCGUUCUGGUAGACCAACCAAAAGGUUCAAGCAAAUAAUUAAAUUUCUACAGGAAGCCUCUACUAUUGUCCCCAUGGAAAGUGCAAUUUUUUCUGUAGCUAGUUGCGCCGAUAGUCCAAGUUCUUCUGCCAAGAUUAUUCAAGCUGUUGUUAAUGCUGCUCAUUUAUCUUCAAUUCCUGUCUCAAAAAUGAUGAUCUCUGGAUCCAGAGAAGUAUUUAAUAAGCCUAGGUGGGCAAGAUAUCUUUAUGAACAACCAAGCAUGCACAUCCCUAGGCCUGUGUAUAACCAACCUAUAAUGUAUAACCAUUUUUAUGGUUUAGAAAGUCCGUCGUAUUAUACUAUUCCUGGGUCUCCUCUUUACUCCUUUGAACAAGAAAAAAUACAUGAAAAUCUGAGAUCUUCACAGACUAGUGCCAUCAUACCAUAUGCAGUGCAUGAUAGUAGCUUUUCAGUUUCUUUACAGCCUCAUGAGUGUCAGUUUUCUUAUUUUGAACGUUUUCAAAAAAUAUUAUACGAAAUCCAAAGAAGAUCACAUCUUUCAACUCAUUUCAAAUUAAUUUGUGGAAGAAACAUUGGUGAAUUAUAUCCAAUAUCCAAAGCUGUUUCUUCUCUUUCAAAUUCUGAUGCUCUGACACCAUUAUCACAAGUUCUACAAAAUGCCAGAACACGCCUUACAAAUCUUUCCAGUUCACAUCAGGCGGCAAGUCUGGGUGGUAUUGCAGAACUAAAUAGUAGCAUGCUUGGUGAAGUUAACAAAAUUGUACAUGAAUAUCUAACUCCCUGUGUCACAAUGUUAGGGGGUUUUAUGGAACAACAAAUUAAAGUUCCUUUAGUUAAUAAUCCUCUCGACACUGCAAAAGCUCUUAGGAUGGCAGAAAAUUCAGGUGCAAUUGGCGUGUGGGCAUUGUUUUCUCUUAAUAGUAGCGACAUUAAAUACAUAUUGUCAUCAAGAAAAAAUGAAACACUUGUGAUUCAAAUUGCUAAGUUUAUUGAAGGUACAUUUAGUGAAAACAUUGCCAGAAAACGACAUGAUGUUGAACCAACAAGUUACGAUGCAAAGCUACAGUUUCUACUAGAGUUAGGACUAAAUAGAGCAAUCACAUGCAGCAAUGAUUACAUCAGCUAUUCACUGGAGAGAGAAUUGGUCAGUAUUUGCAAAGAGCAGGGAAUUUCCACUUCAACAAGUGUUAGCUCUGUCAUUCGUAACUGGAGUACUCGAUUUAAGGACACUGGCCUUGUUCUUGUGCCUCAUGCUUACCGUCCUCUUCUAGCUCGCUGGUUGAUUUGGUCCUUAAACAUUCAUCAAUUGCGAGAAGGUUUAGCUAGCUAUACUACUGUUGGUGUUAUUGGACUUGUUAAUUCUGGGAAAUCAACUCUUGUUAACAAAGUUUUUAAAGUUGAGACUAUUCAAGGCACAAGUCAAGCAGCUCGUACUACAGUUCCAUUUAUAUAUAAUUUGGAUUCGUCAGUUGAGGGACUAAGUGUUAUUGACUUCCCUGGAGUUGAUGAUAGAGAUGAGUCUAUUGGUGGUCUGGCUAAGUUACUUGUGGGCCUUGCACAAAUUGUUAUCUUUGUUUGUGGAUACGAGAGGUUUCAUACUAGCUCUGCUAUGGACUGGAUGAAGAUUUUUUUAAAAGAUUUUGCUGAUACUCCAAUUCUUGUUUGCCUGACCCAUGCUGACAGACUCUAUGAAAAUAAUUGUGAGAAAGACAUGAUUCCAGAAUGUCCAAGGAGUAAGAUUCCAGGACUGAGAAUUCAGUUUGAAGAUGAAUUGCAGAAAAUUAUUGGUGACACUGAAAGAACAGAAAAGUGUUUUAUCAAAUUUUGCUCCUUAACACAAACCAGACAUUCUCCAUUAAAUGAUGACAGAGGCCGUCAGUCAAUGAGAAAAGUUGGUAUAUUCACUCCAGAAGACAUUGGAGAGUGGGUCAAAAAUGCACUGAUACGUGACAUACAACAAGAAGAACUAGCUGAUAAAUUUUCAAAAUCGUUAAAUAAAUUUUAGUUAAUUAUUAUUAAAAUUUUAAUUAUUAUUC
This is a messenger RNA of Amphimedon queenslandica, 4813 nucleotides long. RefSeq lists its product as uncharacterized. Bases 43 to 4782 code for a protein of 1579 amino acids. The transcript has 19 exons. Gene Ontology annotation, biological process: signal transduction. Gene Ontology annotation, molecular function: protein binding; GTP binding. The record is from RefSeq and is a predicted model, not a curated record. Lineage: Eukaryota; Metazoa; Porifera; Demospongiae; Haplosclerida; Niphatidae.